CUUAUUUACUUCAUCACUGCCGCGAAUCUCACGGCGACAUUGAUCAUGGCCACGGUAGUGUUGGAUGCUGCGAACGUGGCGACCGUCUCGUCAGGAAUCCUGCGUGUCCAGCGCCUGGAAGCGGCGCUCGAAUACUUCCAACGACUCAACGUUCGAUGCAUCGCAUUUGCGCCGCGGUACUGGGUAGAUGGCCUCCAAGUGUUCGAAGACGAUGCUACCAAGUCAACGUUGCGGGCCCUCGUCGACACCGACAAGCUCGUGCUUACGCCACCUCAAGCACACGACGACUAUUACGUAAUCGACUACGCCACCAAACAUGACGGAUACGUCGUCUCCAACGACAUGUUUCGCGACCAUGUGAUGCAUAAGCGCCGCUUCAAUGGGCACACGCUGACAAUCGCAUGGGUAAAGACUAGAUGCAUCGACUUUACAUUUGUCGGGCUGGAAUUCCUUCCGAACUCCCAGGUCAUGGACAAAGUACUGCAUCACGUGCCUCGACCACCUCCUCCUCUUCCCACGUCCCUCGCAUCAGCCGCCGCCCCCGAUCACCACCAAUCUUCAACGUCGUUUACCUCUGGCAUCCAGUCACCCGUGGCCAUCGCGCCAGUCGCCAUGAGCUACGACGACGACGAUGUCGACAUGGGAGGUAGUCAUCAUCACGACAGCCCGCCAGCUUCCAACUCGAGGCGCGUCGUGGACAUGUCCGAGGCAGUGUACAUCGACGUCCCCAUGUGGAUAGUUGCUCAUCUUUACGAGAACGAUGGCGCUGGACUCAAGUACUUCCAAGAGCUCACGGGGACAUACAUGCAACUACCUCGCGUCGUUCCGCUCGGUAAACCCACCACCACGCUCAGUAUCCACGGAAGCCGAGACAAGUGCGAACGGGCCAUGCAUGAAGUUCAUUCGUAUCUCCAGCACCAGCAGCACAUGCAAUCACACCAUCCCCCCCCCCAACCCCAGUACCCCCCACAGCACCAACAGCACCAACAACAACAGCAGCAGCAGUACUACUACUAG
Aphanomyces astaci is the source of this 1017-nucleotide messenger RNA. RefSeq lists its product as hypothetical. The transcript has 5 exons. The record is from RefSeq and is a predicted model, not a curated record. Lineage: Eukaryota; Oomycota; Saprolegniomycetes; Saprolegniales; Verrucalvaceae. The coding region runs from base 46 to 1017 and encodes 323 amino acids. Gene Ontology annotation, molecular function: RNA binding.